GCGAGCGAUGAUGCGUUUCCUUCGACCCGUGUACGGCGUUGCACUUGAGGUGGAGGAAAUGGCACCCGUCAGGCACAGCAGUGGCCAGACAGUCAAGUAUCCUCCAAGUUGACACGUAAGCUGACACACGGAGCGGACUCUGCGGGCCACAGGAACAUGUUUGUUAGCGGAGAGGAGCCCGGGUGGUGUCGGACACGGAGGACAUAGCUGGAACAUCAAACUCUGGCAUCUGGGAACGUCACUGCUACUGUAGACACCUUGCACAGAAAUGACCAAAGAGCAGAAACAAAGCAGGGCGGAGACUUUCUCUCUGACUGGAUCUAAUGGUCACAGCGGCCAACAAUGGCAGACUGGCAUGAAUAACACGACCGAUCACCCUCCAGGGGCCAACCACAUGUCGAGGAUGGCCCGCGUCGCCUCACAUGUCAGGCUUAAGUGUGCGGCAUACGUGCUGGCGCUGAGACCAUGGAGUUUCAGUGCCUCGCUCACGCCGGUGGCCCUCGGCAGCGCCCUGGCGUACAAACUUGAUGGCUCUGUGGACUUGGUCAUCCUGAUGGUGUGUGCGGUGACCGUCCUUGUAGUCCACGGGGCAGGCAACCUUGUGAACACCUACUAUGACUUCUCCAAAGGGAUUGACCACAAGAAGAGUGACGAUAGGACUCUUGUGGAUGAAAUUCUCGCACCGCAGGAUGUUGUCAUGUUUGGAGCGUUGUUAUAUUCUUUGGGGUGUCUGUGUGCCACCCUGCUCUACUUCCUGUCUACACUCAGACUGGAGCAUCUAGCCCUUAUUUACUUUGGGGGACUAUCCAGCUCUUUUUUAUACACCGGAGGCAUCGGCCUCAAGUAUGUGGCACUAGGGGACGUGGUGAUCCUGAUUACCUUCGGCCCUCUGGCAGUCAUGUUUUCCCACGCAGUACAGGUUGGAUACCUAUCAGUGCUGCCUCUAGUGUACGCUGUCCCGCUGGCGCUCAACACAGAAGCCAUCCUCCAUAGCAACAACACCAGAGACAUGGACUCUGACAAGCAAGCAGGCAUCGUCACCCUGGCCAUCCUCAUAGGUCCUACGCUCUCCUAUGUCCUCUACAACCUCCUGCUCUUCGUCCCCUAUGUGCUUUUCUGCAUCCUCGCCACCCGUUACACCAUCAGCAUGGCGCUGCCUCUGCUCACGCUGCCAAUGGCCUUCCCCUUGGAGAGGCAGUUCCGCGGCCGAUGUUACGCCAAGAUCCCCCAGAAGACGGCCAAGCUCAACCUCCUCAUGGGACUUUUCUACGUGUUUGGAAUCAUUCUGGCACCUCCUGGUAGCUUGCCAUUACUGUGAUUCUCUAGGUUUGAUAUUUCAAAUUUCUUGUUUUAACACAGACUAGUUAAGUAUCUCCUUGUAUUUGUACAAAGCUAUCUGAAGACUUUCACUGGCUUUAAUUUAUUGUUUAAUUUAUAUGUCGAGCAGAGAUUUAAAUUAGGUCCUCCUCUGUGACACUGAAAACCUAAGCUUUUUUUUCCAGUAUUAAGCCUGCUGUAACAUGUCUAAAAUUAAAAAAUGUUUGUUAUUUGUAGAGGUGGGCAAUAUUUUCAUGUAAGGAUAGACAGUAAACCAACAGUUGCCAUAAUUUUAAAGACACAACCUGUAACAUUGAUUGUUAAAACCUCAAUAAAACUAUUUUCAACAUUGUACUCUCUGCACGGUACAUACUGUUCAUUGGGAUUUUCAAUAGUCCUUUCUGAGAUUGUAAUAAAACUCACUGCUGCUGAU
This is a messenger RNA of Paralichthys olivaceus (Japanese flounder), 1750 nucleotides long. It is a transcript of the gene ubiad1, whose product is annotated as UbiA prenyltransferase domain containing 1. Lineage: Eukaryota; Metazoa; Chordata; Actinopteri; Pleuronectiformes; Paralichthyidae. The record is from RefSeq and is a predicted model, not a curated record. Gene Ontology annotation, cellular component: Golgi membrane; endoplasmic reticulum. Gene Ontology annotation, biological process: menaquinone biosynthetic process; vitamin K biosynthetic process. Gene Ontology annotation, molecular function: prenyltransferase activity.